UAAAAUUCGACUUCACUGGGGAUCGAACCCAGAAUCUCUGGUUCCGUAGACCAGCGCCUUAUCCAUUGGGCCAUGAAGUCAUCUUUUGUUACUGCUCAUUAUUUCACCACACUUAAGAAAUACUCAUAGUUCUCAAUAGCUGAUUCUUCAACUUUAACCAUGGCGUAGAAUCGUAUGUCAAGUGACCCAGUCAACCUAUCUCACCGACUCUCUGUUCUGCACCGGCGUAGCUUCCCCCAACAAACAACACACCACAAUUACUUACUAUCUUGUCUCUUUACCUUGUUGAAUACCAAUCAAAGUAAAUAUGAAAAAGAAACAAUCUUUGCGAAACAAAGCCACCCAUUUUGUAUCUCUCCUUCUCAACCCCAUCUCCGAUCCUGAUUCUCACCAACAACCCUCAAAACACCCUCCAUCCUCUUCCUCUGAAGAAGUAGGUGAGGUUAAAAUAAGUGAUGAAGAGGGUAAUACUAAUAAUCAUGAUUUAGUUGAUGGACCUGAUACUUCAUCCUUCACUGCAUUUCUCUAUUCUUUUUUAUCUUCCUCAAACUCUAAAGAGGAUGCUAACUCAAAUGGACAAAAGAGUGAUGAUAAAGGUAAGAAUAGCCCUUUAACUGAUUCAUCCAUGAAAGAAAAUGGUGGGAAGAAAAGUUUGUUUACUAGAGGUAAGCAAUCAGUUGGUAUUGCUAUUCGCCGAGCUGCCAGAAUCGGUAGAUUUCGCCAUCAUGGUCCAAAAGAUAAUAAUGAUAAUAAUCUUGAAGUGAAACAUCAAGAUAGGAGGAAAGAAUCACUGCCUAUGAAAGAAUCGUUGCCUGUAUCUUUGGAUGAUUUGCCACGAAUUUCUGAACCUUCAGUUCUUGUUUCCGAAAGUAUAAGGAAUGUUCUCUAUGCUUCUCUUCCACCACUUAUGCAUGGAAGGAAAUGGUUGUUGCUAUACAGCACUUGGAGGAAUGGUAUAUCACUUUCAACUCUUUACCGAAGAAGUGCGUUAUGGCCCGGAUUGAGUUUGCUGGUUGUUGGAGAUAAAAAAGGAGCAGUAUUUGGAAGUUUGGUUGAAACACCUCUGAGAUCAUCCAACAAGAGGAAAUAUCAGGGAACAAACAGUACUUUUGUUUUCACAAAUAUCUCUGGUCAUCCUAUCAUAUAUCGUCCAACAGGGGUAAACCGAUAUUUCACACUUUGCAAUACUGACUACAUAGCAAUUGGCGGGGGAGGUCAUUUUGCGCUUUAUCUGGACAGUGAUCUAUUGAACGGCUCAAGUUCAAUAUCUGAAACUUUUGGAAAUCCUUGCCUUGCGAAUUCUCAGGACUUUGAAGUGAAGGAAGUGGAGUUAUGGGGCUUUGUACAGACUUCAAGAUAUGAGGAAGUGCUUGCAUUAAGCAGAACUGAGGCACCAGGGAUCUGUCGGUGGUAAACAACUCUAUAACUAUGAACAUUUGCCUGAGGAACAAUGUAGUGAUAACAGAGAAAGCUCCAUGUCUCCAACUAUGUUUUAAUUAACAUAUCUAUAAAUAUUUACACUGAGAAAGUUCCAUGUCUCCAACUAUGUUUUAAUUAACAUAUCUGUAAAUAUUUACACUGAGAAAGUUCCAUGUCUCCAACUAUGUUUUAGUUAACAAACAUUUCUGUAAAUAUCUACACAGCCUGUGUAUAUAGUCUAUUCACGUGAAAA
Messenger RNA from Vicia villosa (hairy vetch), 1672 nucleotides. RefSeq lists its product as uncharacterized. Lineage: Eukaryota; Viridiplantae; Streptophyta; Magnoliopsida; Fabales; Fabaceae. The record is from RefSeq and is a predicted model, not a curated record. The transcript has 8 exons. The coding region runs from base 308 to 1414 and encodes 368 amino acids.